This is a messenger RNA of Emericellopsis cladophorae, 879 nucleotides long. RefSeq names its product COP9 signalosome complex subunit 7. NCBI's taxonomy places the organism in Eukaryota, Fungi, Ascomycota, Sordariomycetes, Hypocreales, Bionectriaceae. The record is from RefSeq and is a predicted model, not a curated record. Gene Ontology annotation, cellular component: COP9 signalosome. The coding region runs from base 1 to 879 and encodes 292 amino acids. The transcript has a single exon.
AUGGAGCAGACCAAGGCCCUCAACGCCCUCGAGGUACCCAAGCCCUGCCUCAUGCUCACUUUCUGCCUCAUCACUCACCAAGUAUCACAGCCCUAUCUAGCUCUCUCGACAUCAGCUACGUCUCCACGCGCCGCCAUCGACCUCAUCCGGCAAGCGACCUCCGCCCCAAACACCUUCCUCUUCGCCGAGCUCCUCCAGACACAACCCAUCGCCUCACUCGCCUCGUCACCCGAUGCCGAUGCGCAGGCUGCGCACGCUCUGCUGCGGAUGUUCUCACACGGCACGUAUGAGUCGUACACCUCCACACCAGGGCUGCCGCCCCUGUCAGACACUCAGACCGUGAAACUACGACAGCUGUCGUUGCUAUCGCUGGCCAGGAACCGGGACAACUUGGCAUACGGGGUUUUGCAGCAGAAAUUGGGUCUCGACUCGCACCGCGAGGUGGAGGAGCUCGUCAUUACGGCAAUCUACGCGGGCCUGAUCAACGGCACCUUGGAUCCGGCACGACAGACAGUGCAAGUCACCAGCAUCGCGCCCCUCCGCGAUCUCGCCCCAAACGCGGUGCCGGAAUUGGCCGCCACCCUCAAGGUCUGGUCUGAGCGGUGCACGACGACCCUCGGCGGCUUGGAGGCGCAGAUCACACAGAUCCGACAGCAGGCUGCCGCGCGCAACGCCGAGGAGAAGAAGGUCAAGGCCAAGCUGGACAAGGCAAUCAGCGAAGUUGACGAGAAGGACCUGUCUAUCAACAGGACACAGGACGCUUUUAUCAGACCCAAGAAUUGGCAACAACGAGAGUCGCAAGGGGGGGAGCUGAUGGAGAUGGACGAGCCAUCGGGGCCGGACGAUCAGCAGACGCGACGAAGCAAACGGAAAUGGUGA